UGGAUUUGUCACAUUUGAAAAUGAAGAUCUGGCAGAAAAAGUCUGUGACAUCCAUUUUCACGAAAUAAAUAAUAAAAUGGUAGAAUGCAAAAAAGCCCAACCAAAAGAAGUCAUGUACCCACCAGGGACACGGGGUCGGGCCAGAGGUCUGCCAUCUACAAUGGAUGCCUUCAUGAUUGGUAUGGGCAUGUUGAGUUAUCCCAAUAUCGUAGCCACAUAUGGAAGAGGAUACAGCGGUUUUGCACCAAGUUAUAGUUACCAAUUCCCAGGCUUUCCAGUCACAGCGUAUGGACCAGUAACAGCAGCAGUAGCAGCAUCACGUGGCUCAGGUAGGGGGACCCAUGGAAGAGGGGGCAGUUACAUGGCAUACGGGCAGAACACAGGGGCAGGACUCCCUGAUUAUGGGUUGUGCUCUUUGGCUGGAACCAGCGGUGACAUGAGGGGCGCAGCACACUACUCCAUGGCUGACUAUGGCUCCCUCGGGCCACAGACGGCAGCUCAGAUGCUACCUAAUGAGCAUGUCAGCUCUGCCUGCAAUUCUCCCACCGCUGUUCAGCCACACCUUCACAGCCCGGAUCCUUUUAAGAGCCCAGAUGCAACGAGGCCUGGACCUUUCCCUGGUACAAGCAGCCCUGGUCAUGUUGCUAACCUCUAUGGGACUGCCACUCAGGACUCCGUCGUCAGCAGCUAUAUCAGUGCUCCAAACCCACAGCCUGUUUCCCCCUUUAGCCACAGUAUUGCUGGUCCACUGAUCGCAACAGCAUUUACGAAUGGAUAUCACUGAAAAUCUACAUGGGGUAGGUUGUCAUCUCUCUUCAGGUG
Messenger RNA from Hippocampus comes (tiger tail seahorse), 822 nucleotides. RefSeq names its product RNA-binding protein Musashi homolog 2-like. The record is from RefSeq and is a predicted model, not a curated record. NCBI's taxonomy places the organism in Eukaryota, Metazoa, Chordata, Actinopteri, Syngnathiformes, Syngnathidae. The coding region runs from base 77 to 784 and encodes 235 amino acids. The transcript has 7 exons.